Messenger RNA from Triticum aestivum (bread wheat), 1558 nucleotides. RefSeq lists its product as uncharacterized. Gene Ontology annotation, molecular function: protein binding. The transcript has 2 exons. Bases 52 to 1236 code for a protein of 394 amino acids. NCBI's taxonomy places the organism in Eukaryota, Viridiplantae, Streptophyta, Magnoliopsida, Poales, Poaceae. The record is from RefSeq and is a predicted model, not a curated record.
UCAAACUUUUCCCCAAACCGAAACCCUCGCCUCCACCACCGAUGUCUGACCAUGCCGCCGCCACCGCCGAGGCCGGCACCAACCCUGCCGGACGAGCUGCUAGAGGAGGUCUUGCUCCGCCUUCCCCCGGGCGAGCCGGCGUGCCUCGUGCGCACAUCCCUCGCCAGCAAGCACUGGCUCAGUCUCCUCUCCGGCCCACGCUUCAGCGGUCGCUACCACGAGCACCAUCGAGCUCCCCCCAUGCUGGGAUUCCUUCAUACCUGGCCGGACGGCUGCGGCCCGGAGGAAAAGGAUCCAAUCCCGCACUACAAGCCGACCACAAAAUUUGGUGCACGCUUUCCCGACGAAGACGACUUGGGGUACUACAAGUACGAUGCGCGGGACUGCCGCCAUGGCCGCGUUCUCCUCGGGGUUGAGAAUACAAAACCCAUGGCGCUCUUCGUUUGGGACCUAAUCACAGGCUGCCUGAGCGAGCUGUCCGCACCCGACCUGGGGGUGGACAACUACUAUGGGGCUGCGGUGCUCUGCACCGUAUCCGGCUGUGACCAUCGUAUUUGUCAUGCGGAUCCCUUCCAGGUGGUCUUUGUCGGCCUAGACAGGAAAGCAGUUGGCGACGAUGAUGAUUGUGUUGCACGUGCCUGUGUGUCCUUGCCCUUCCCUCCAUUCGAUGAGUGGGACAAGCCAUGCCCUGCUCUUCAUCUUCCAGGCAGUGCAUUCAUCCAGCCAAUGCCUUCUGUCCUCAUCCAAGAUGCACUACACUUCAUGCUUGAGUAUGCUGAUGAUGCUGAUAGUGUAGAAAUUCUCAAGUAUGACUUGAGCUCUCAUAGCUUAUCACUGAUUGAUGCACCCAUUGAGAAUUCUAACAUUGCCAAUGCCUCUAUCCUCAUGGCGAUGGAGGAUAGCAGUUUGGGAUUUGCACAUGUCAAUGAAUCAACCCUCUACCUGUGGUCAAGACUCAUGGAUUCCAACGGAGUUGCUUCAUGGAGUCAACGUAUAAUUAUCAAUCUCAGGAACCUUCUCCCCAUCGAAAAUCCCGAGGAAAGCCUUAGACUGGUUGGAUCCGUGGAGGGCCGUGAUGUCGUUUUCGUGGCCACGGACCUGGGUAUCUAUGAGAUUAAUGUCAAGUCGCAGCGAUGGAAGAAGAUAUGGAAGAGAGAAAAUUUCCAUGCUUUGAUUCCAUACAUGAGUUUCUACAAUCAACAAGAAAGGGUGAUGCCCAGUGACGUGGCGCAUUGACAUUGUAUGGUUGAAUGUGCUUAAGGGCAGGAUGCCACUCUCAUCAACAAGAAAGAUGACAAGCUUAAGCGGCAGGUGUCCUGUGGUGAAUUAUAUCACUAUAUAGUAGCCCUUUUGGUGCAGUGGUGCUUGCUUGAUUUCUCAUAGUGUUCUUAGCUUUUUUCAAUAAGUUUAUAGUUUCACCUUCAGUUCUUGCAGCUGCAGUAGGAACCAUGUGCCUUGUUUGUUAGUUAAUCUUGUCCAUCCUUCAUGGAAGAAACAAAUUGCCUUUCGAGUUGGCUGCUUUUCUGCAUUCACCCGUCUCUCAUAUUUGGAUCUUAUA